Molecule: messenger RNA, 4028 nt
Organism: Cryptotermes secundus
Lineage: Eukaryota; Metazoa; Arthropoda; Insecta; Blattodea; Kalotermitidae
Gene: fz2
Product: frizzled-2
Exons: 5
Coding region: 994-2934 (646 amino acids)
Biological process (GO): non-canonical Wnt signaling pathway; canonical Wnt signaling pathway
Cellular component (GO): plasma membrane
Molecular function (GO): Wnt receptor activity; Wnt-protein binding
Source: RefSeq, a predicted model, not a curated record
AGUGGCUCUAGUGGUGCAGUCGUCAACAAUCAACAAUCGUUCACAGCAAGAGGGCCUCUGUGCUGCGUGUGUUCUGUGUAACAAGAAGAACGACGUAGCAAGAAAACUGUCACGAAACAACCACCAUCUGUGCAGUGAGUGUCUAGAAAGCUGCCUGACAGACAGACAAACACGUUUUCGCCAUUUCAGCUUAUAAUGUAGUUCUCAGAAAUAUGAAAUGAGAACAACGGUAAAUUGCAGGCGAUUUGUACCAAGCAUCUUUUUGACAAUGACAACUUCGUUAAGGAGAAUGGAAACAUGGAGUGGUCAGAAAUAAAGAGACAAAAGAUGUCAAUUUCUCGACCUUGCAGGAAUGUGGGUAAAACAAAGGAGAGACGCCAACCUCUGUUCCUGUACAACAAAGGACACUUUAUUUAAGAGAAACUUACUAAUUCAUGGACAAGGAUACGUUCAGUAAAUAUAUUCUCUUCCGCAUACAAUUGAAUCGCGUCCAGAUUAAUUUGCAAGGCAAAAUAUUCGGUUUGUUAAAGUGGCUGAAUAUUAUUGUUUUACAGAAACAAAACUUCGGAAUAAAAGCGAACAUUCUGUUGUUAUCAAGUAAACUGUUAAGUCUUCGUUUGGAUAGCAUACCUGUGACCCAAUGAAAAUACAGAAAUUUAUACAAAUACAGGUUUCGACAACAAAACAAUGUCAACAUUUUUAUUUCCGCAAGAAAAUCAAUGAACUGAGAGAAAAGGCGAUCUAAAAAUAUUCAUUUUGUGGUUUCCAUGUAUCAAAUAGUGACUGACUGUAGGAGAAAUAACUUUAGUGCAGUUCAGAACUGUAAAUUUUUAAAAGAAACAAGAAAAUGGAUUAUUCAUAUAAGCAGUUCUUGCAGUAUUAUGGGCAGUGACUAGUCCCAUUUCACCAAGAUUUCAAAGAACCAAUAAAGUGCGCUAGUAGAAUAUGCAGUCCUUGUAGCCUUACAGGCACUGAUGCUCUAGUUUUCACACGAUGUGUCGUGAUUGGUACCUAUUGCCUAUUAUAUUCAUUUUAACGAUGAUACAAAAUGGCAGCGCAGCUGAGAAGACAACCGGAACAGGAAGUGCCGCCACUAAUAGCGGAAGCAGUGGCGCUAGCAGUGGCAGCAACAUCGGAGCAUCAACUUUAUCAUCUUCGUCAGCUGGGGCAGUUACGCCAUUAAGAUGCGAGGAAAUUACUAUCCCAAUGUGCAGAGGAAUCGGGUACAAUAUGACGUCAAUGCCUAACGAGUUGAAUCACGACACGCAGGAGGAAGCCGGGCUUGAAGUUCAUCAGUUUUGGCCUCUAGUGGAGAUUCACUGUUCACCAGACCUGAAAUUCUUUCUGUGCUCCAUGUACGCCCCGAUUUGUAUAGAAGACUACCUGAAACCAUUGCCAGCUUGUAGAAGUGUUUGCGAGAGGGCCAGGAACGGUUGUGUGCCCAUUAUGAAACAAUAUGGCUUCCAGUGGCCAGAGAGAAUGGCAUGUGAGAAGUUUCCGGUGCAUGGAGACCCCAAUAAUCUCUGCAUGGAACAGAAUAAUAGAACAGAUUCUAGUUCUACGACCACGGUGAGGCCGACGCGCAAGCCUACUCCAGGGUGCAAGCCAGGGAAGAAGGGAUGCCCGGAAAGCGUGGUGCCUCCCAAAAAUAAAGAAUGCGAAUGCAGGUGUAGGCCACCCCUAAUUACUUUGGGUAGGGACUCGGAGUGGUUCAAUAGGAGUGUCUCAGUUGGAAAAGUCCAGAAUUGCGCCUUCCCAUGCCGUGGAGCUUUCUUUUCGCAAGAGGAGAAGGAUUUCGCAUCGGUCUGGAUAACGCUGUGGUCUGGUCUCUGCUUCGUGUCCACGCUGAUGACUCUGACGACCUUCCUCAUUGACACCGAGCGUUUCAAGUACCCGGAGAGGCCAAUCGUAUUCCUGUCGGCCUGUUACUUCAUGGUCAGCAUCGGUUAUCUAGUGCGGGUCAUCCUGGGUCAUGAGGAGGUCGCCUGCGAGGGCAGUAUGAUCCGUUACAGCUCCACCGGACCCGUGACAUGCACCAUGGUCUUCCUGCUCGUCUACUUCUUCGGCAUGGCCUCCUCUAUAUGGUGGGUCGUCCUGUCCUUCACGUGGUUUCUGGCGGCGGGACUCAAGUGGGGCAAUGAGGCAAUUGCCGGAUACUCACAAUACUUCCAUCUGGCGGCUUGGCUCAUCCCCACGGUGAAAUCAGUGGCCGUCCUCAUCACCGCUGCCGUAGAUGGUGAUCCUGUGGCCGGCAUAUGCUACGUCGGCAACCAGAACACGGACAAUCUGAGAGGCUUUGUCCUUGCACCUCUCGUGGUGUAUCUUCUAGUCGGAACGUCCUUUCUUCUCGGGGGAUUCGUAUCUUUAUUUCGUAUUCGGAACGUCAUAAAGCAGCAGGGAGGUAUCGGGGGACGAAGCAAGGCUGAUAAGUUAGAGAAAUUAAUGAUAAGAAUUGGAAUUUUCAGUGUUCUAUACACAGUGCCAGCUACAGUUGUGAUAGGAUGUCACCUUUACGAAACGGCUUUACACGCAGAGUGGAUGAACCCUUUGGUGUGUCCGUGUGAAGCGAUGGGGCCUCGCUCGAGGUUAAGACCCCUAUAUUCAGUCCUCAUGCUCAAAUACUUUAUGGCAUUAGCGGUUGGUAUCACUUCAGGGGUAUGGAUCUGGUCAGGGAAGACGUUAGACUCAUGGAGACGGCUUUCGAGGAGACUGUUUGGGGUCAGUGGCGAGCCUGGUGCUGUGCUCAUCAAUCCGACGGCUAGCAAACAACGCGCUGCCAUGAAACACUACGUGACGUCAGCAGGAGCUGCACCAAGCAGCACCCUCUUGUCAGGGCCUCACAUUACAACUGCAGCACCGGGGAGUCUCCAGUCAUCAAGUCAACAUCAUUUUCAUCAUCAUCAACAACAGAGUCAACCGCUGAGUCAUGUAUGACAGCAGAGACCUGCCAUGAUGGCCACAAGCGAUGUUGCGACGCAUAUGGACUCUGAUUGUACCCUAGAAGAGGAGCGUGGUGUGAAGGUGGUAGUGGCCCUACAGGGGCAACACCUCGCAGCUUCUGAGGGACUCAGUAAUUAUGGUCCAGUGUAAUUGCGUCACAGGUACGGACAUUUCAGUGUUCAGUUUUGUAGUUCGCACAUAUAAAUAGAGAUUAAAUACAGUAAUUUUCUUUUCCGUGCUAAAAGAAUUUGUUAAGUUACUGUGUAACUGACAAACAUUCUAAGGUCACAAACAUUACAAAAGAAAAAAUGGAAGUAAGAGAGUUUUAAAGGAAGGGCGUGGAGGAAUUUCCUACAGCAGGGAACCGCCCUUCUUCUUCUUCUUUUGUCCAGUGGAGGAAAAGCUUUAGACAUUAUGUAUUCCGUUUAAUUUCUGCCCAGUCAUCGGUAAAAUCAUCCUAAAAAGGAAGACGUUAUGAAUGACAAGGCAGUAAAAUAAAUAGAUUUAAGAAACGAAUAAAAAUAAUAGUAAAAGAAGGGUGCAGUGCGUAUGAAAAAGCAAUGACAUUUUAAAUUCAAAUUUAACCGUCUUCUCAAUCAAAUGCACAAAUGAAGUAGAAGGAAAAAUUUACAUUCUCGUGCCAAUAGAAUAAUGAAAAUGAAGUAACUGAUAAGAAAAAAAAAAUGGAAGUCAUAAAAUGCGAUUUACAUCCACUUGAAGUAGGGAGAAAGUUAUUUAAUUGAAGAAUGCGUUUCUGUAGCGAACAGAUCCUCUCUUCUGUCCUCCAUAUUUAUUUCCAAGUUUUAUUCAUAGAUGUCGCAAAGGCUGCGUGUUCUCAUUAAAAUCAAUAUACAACGCGGCAAUUUCCAUUAAUAGUUCCUAUCAAUGCUACAGCUUCUUAUGGUAAAUAUCAGAACGGAACAAUGUAGAAAGCCCAUUUGCAAAUACAGACAUACUAAUUACAUUCCAACGAAACUAUCAAAACUACAGAAUCUUAAUGAUAUUUGUAUUAUAUCUAUUUAAAUCUGUAUGUAUUCGGAAAAUCGGAAGGUCGCUGGUUCAAGUCCCGACUAGGUCAUUGGAUUUUU